GAAACCAAACUUCCACACACACACACCAUAGAUAUCAAACACAAAAAAUCUUUUUCUUUUCCAAAUCCAAACAGCCCCAAAAUUUCCAAUUUUUUCUUCCUCAUAUAAACCAAAUCAUCAAGAACAGAUUCUUCAACUUUAAACACACCCUCAAAUUUUCUUGGAUCAGUGUAUUAUAAAAAAUCUCAACAAAAGGGACAAUUUUUUUUAGUACCCUUUUUUCCUUUUUGUGUUUUCUCUUUUCUCCUACAUCACUUGUCUCUCUUGAGGAAAUCAAGAAACUAUGAGCAGAAUUCAAGAAAACAUGCCUUACACAUAUGAUGAGGCUGCUCAAAUUAGAUCUUCUUUAUCUCAAAUCCUAUUAACAAGUAGUACCAACACUUUAGACUCUAUAUUUUCUCAUUACCAAGAACCAAAAGAUCAAAUGACUACAACUAGUCCUGUUCUUGAACCACUAUGUUCUUCAGUCUAUCUCAGACAAAAAGAUUUGCUCCAAAAAUUUUGGGAACAAAAUAGGACAAAUAUCACAAUUCCAACAACUUCCACACAAACCCAACUUCAAGAAUCUUUAUAUUCACAAAAAUUUUGGGAACAAAAUAGAGCAAAUGUGACAAUUCCAACAACUUCCACGCAAACCCCACUUCAAGAAUCAUUAUAUUCACAAAGAUAUGUUAGUCCAAACAAGAAAAAGUUAUAUAGAGGAGUGAGACAGAGGCAUUGGGGAAAAUGGGUGGCUGAAAUAAGACUUCCUCAGAAGAGAAUGAGAGUUUGGCUUGGAACUUAUGAUAAUGCUGAGGCUGCAGCUUAUGCUUAUGACAGAGCAGCCUGUAAACUUCGCGGGGAAUAUGCACGAUUGAACUUUCCAAAUCUACGCGAUCCAAGUGAGUUGGGAUUCGGAGAUAGUGCAAAGAUGAAUGCUUUGAAGAAUUCUGUGGAUGCUAAGAUUCAAGCUAUUUGCCAGAAGGUUAAAAGGGGAAGAGCUAAAAAGGGUGGAAAGAAAAUUGUUGAAAGUGAGAAGAAGGUUGCAAAAGAUGUGAAUUUGGAUUCAUCAUCUUGUUCUUCUUCUUCAUUGGUUGGUAGUGAAAGUUGGAGUCAUAGUGAUAUGAUUUCACAAAGUAGCUCUGAUGACGGAUUCUUGAAUAGUGAGACUUGCUCUGUUCUUGGUGACUGUCCGAUGGGGCCUGAGAACGAUAACUGCUAUAUCACUAGCAUCACACCUCAAUUCGAAAGGCCUGUGCUGGAAUCGGAGUUCGAAGAUUAUUCCUUAGCAACAAUGCCUUCUUUUGAUCCUGAGUUGAUAUGGGCAGUUCUGGCUAGCUAGAAGUAAUUCCGACUUAGUCGGAUUCAUAAUUUUAAGUUUAUGAAUUCCAAUUACAAUCCCUUUUUGUUGAGCAAAAAACUAUAGGAUCAUACCAACCCCAUAACUUCAGCUGUAGAUACAUACACCUUCCUGCUUACCCUCCACAUGACUUGAAUUUUUGAGUUCUUUGGAGUUACUUGUAAAAUCCUAUCUUGAAGAUGUGCUAGAGACCAUUUUUAUAUGACUUCUUUUGUUAAAUUAAUCAAUUAUCAGUCUCAUGUUUCUAAAUUUUCUCUAUGGGAUGAACAGAGAUAUUAUAACCUGUUCAUUCUGUAUCAAAUUCUGAAGGGUUUUAGACUUUUAUCUUAAUUCUAGUACUGAUAAAGUUUAGCAUCUUUUGAACCAUAUUGUAGAAUGAUCUUUCAUAAGAAAGUUCAUACCCCUUUUCAUCAUAUCAUCAAUCUAUCAAUGAUAUUUCCCAU
Solanum pennellii is the source of this 1782-nucleotide messenger RNA. Its product is annotated as ethylene-responsive transcription factor ERF061. Gene Ontology annotation, biological process: regulation of DNA-templated transcription; protein dephosphorylation. The record is from RefSeq and is a predicted model, not a curated record. Gene Ontology annotation, molecular function: DNA-binding transcription factor activity; protein tyrosine phosphatase activity; DNA binding. The transcript has a single exon. NCBI's taxonomy places the organism in Eukaryota, Viridiplantae, Streptophyta, Magnoliopsida, Solanales, Solanaceae. Bases 284 to 1321 code for a protein of 345 amino acids.